AUGUUGGACUUGCUCAUAGAAAGACAGUAUCCGCCGCCCAAUGAUGAAGAUGAAGAGGUCAUUGGUGAAGACAGGUUCUGCACUGAGCGAGCCGUCUACGAAGCGUUUCGGCACGCCUACGAAACCAACCCAGAAUCCCUUCCUCGCGAAUUAGUGGCAGGAUAUGCCAUCUUGGUCACGGAGUUCGUGGAUGGGCCAUCCCUGGCGGGGAUGCCAACUUCCAAAGAGCUCAAGUGUGCGGCACUCCGCGCCAUGAUCGACGUGCUUGCUGCAGGCGUGGUUCACCUGACAAUCAAAUCCGAACCUUUGUCAUCCGCCCCGGACCCGGUACUCACGUAA
Messenger RNA from Dacryopinax primogenitus, 339 nucleotides. RefSeq lists its product as uncharacterized. Bases 1 to 339 code for a protein of 112 amino acids. The record is from RefSeq and is a predicted model, not a curated record. The transcript has 2 exons. NCBI's taxonomy places the organism in Eukaryota, Fungi, Basidiomycota, Dacrymycetes, Dacrymycetales, Dacrymycetaceae.